GACAGUGGCCAGUCAGCAGUUUUGAGAAGUGUUAGUGUGUGAAUGAACGUUACUCUACUUACUACUACGUUACUGUGACUGCUCUACAGUCUCUCCUCCAGAUUUCAGUGGUUCUUAUGUGUGUUUUUGGAACUGCCUCACUGUGAAUGCAGUUGAACAUGUUUGCGUCCACAUUGCUCUGUAGGCUGGAGGAGGAGCUGCAGACAGGGGGAAAGUGAAAGUGAAGGUGAAAGUCAGACUGCCAGGCGCCAUUUCUCAGCUGGACAGAGGAGUAGGACAGGGCUGGAGAAGAUGAGUGGCUUAAAAGAUGAGGAAGAGGACACAUCUCCAGUCCCCAGCUGUCUGUCUCUGAAGAGUGACCGGUCUAUGUCUGAACCUAUACACUUCAGUGAUGAACCCGGACCCUCAGACAGGAAACGGAGAGCAGAGUCUCCAGUCCCCAGCUGUCUGUCUCUGAAGGGUGACCGGUCUAAAGAUCAACCUAUAUACUUCAGUACUGAACCCGGACCCUCAGACACAGAGAGGAAGAGUCCUGUUCCUGUGGAGGAGCAGCUGUCCAGCUGUGCUCUGUGUCAGGACGUCCUGAAGGAUCCAGUCUCUACCCGCUGUGGACACUGGUUCUGCAGACAGUGCAUCACCUCAUACUGGGAGCAGCGACCUCCAUCAGGAGACCCCUCCUGUCCCCAGUGUGGAAAAAGUUCCAGAACCAGAGCUGGACUGCAGACAGCCAGUCAGACCAGCUCUGUAGGAAAUGGUCUGCAGGAGGUCUUAGAGGAGCACAGGACGAGUCUGAGGAGGAGAUGUGAACGUGUGAGUGAAGGAACUGAUGGAAGGGAAACCCUCCUCAACAGGAUCUACACUGAGCUCUACAUCACACAAGGACGGAGUGAAGAGGUUAAUACUCAACAUGAGGUGAGGCAGCUGGAGACAGCUUCCAAGAAGAAGACCCUCCAUGACACUCCAAUCAAGUGCCAGGACAUCUUUAAAGCCUUACCUGACCAGCAGACCCACAUCAGAGCAGUCCUGACCAUCGGCAUCGCUGGCGUUGGAAAAACCUUCUCAGUGCAGAAAUUCACUCUGGACUGGGCCGAGGGUUUGGAGAACCAGGAGGUCAGUCUGGUGAUCCCGCUAUCCUUCAGGGAGCUGAACCUGAUCAAAGCUGAGCAGUACAGUCUUCUCAGGCUGCUCCAUGUUUUCCAUCCAGCCUUACAGAAGGUCACAGCAGAGCAGCUGGCUGUCUGUAAAGUGCUGUUCAUCUUUGACGGCCUGGAUGAAAGCAGACUCUCUCUGGAGUUCAGAAACAGUGAGGUUGUGUCUGAUGUCUCACAGCAGUCCUCAGUCAACGUGCUGCUGACAAACCUCAUCAGGGGGAAGCUGCUUCCCUCGGCUCUCGUCUGGAUCACUUCCAGACCUGCAACGGCCAAUCAGAUCCCUCCUGAGUGUGUGGACAGGGUGACAGAAGUACGAGGCUUCACUGACGCCCAGAAGGAGGAGUACUUCAGGAGGAGAUCCAGGGAUGAAGAACAGUCCAGCAGAAUCAUAUCUCACAUCAAGAGCUCCAGGAGCCUCCACAUCAUGUGUCAGAUCCCAGUCUUCUGCUGGAUCACUGCUGCAGUUCUGGACCACAUGUUGACUACAGACCAGAGAGGAGAGCUGCCCAAGACCCUCACUGACAUGUACUCACACUUCCUGCUGGUCCAGACAAAGAGGAAGAAGCAGGAGUACCAUGAGGGACAUGAGACGAGUCCACAGCAGCUGACGGAGGCUGACAGGGAGGUUCUUCUGAAGCUGGGGAGGCUGGCCUUUGAACAUCUGGAGACAGGAGACAUCAUGUUCUACCAAGAAGACCUGCAGCGCUGUGGUCUUGAUGUCACCGAGGCCUUGGUGCACUCAGGAGUCUGUACAGAGAUCUUCAAAAGAGAGAGUGUGAUCUUCCAGAAAACAGUCUACUGCUUUGUUCAUCUGAGCGUCCAGGAGUUCCUGGCUGCAGUCUACAUGCUGCACUGCUACACCAACAGAGACACAGCGGUACUGAAGGACUUCCUGCAGGGAGACUAUAACAGCAGGUAUAGCAGUGAUCAGGAUUACCCAUCCCUGGAUGUCUUUCUGCAGAGAGCCAUGAAGAAAUCCCUCAGAAGUGAAAAUGGCCACCUGGACCUGUUUGUCCGCUUUCUCCACGGCCUCUCUCUGGAAUCCAACCAGAGACUCUUAGGAGGCCUACUGGGUCGCAAAGACAACCGUCCAGAAAUCAUCCAGAGAGCCAUCAGCAACCUGAAGAAGAGGAGCGGUUAUGAUAUCUCUCCUGACAGGAGCAUCAACAUCUUCCACUGUCUGACAGAGAUGAAGGACCACUCAGCACAUCAGGAGAUCACAGAGUUCCUGAAGUCAGGGAACAGAUCAGAGAAGGAGCUCUCUGAGAUCCACUGCUCAGCUCUGGCCUACAUGCUGCAGAUGUCAGAGGAGGUUCUGGAUGAGUUGGACCUGAAGAAGUACAACGCAUCAAAGGAGGGACGACUGAAACUGAUUCCAGCUGUGAGGAACUGCAGGAAGGCUGUACUUACUGCCUGUGGUCUCUCAGAGACUCACUGUGAGGUGGUGGCCUCAGCUCUGAAGUCUGACCCCUCCCAUCUGAGAGAGCUGGACCUGAGUUACAACGUUAAUCUGCAGGAUUCAGGAGUGGAGCUGCUGAGUUCUGGACUAAAGAGUCCAAACUGCAGACUGGAGGCUCUCAGGUCAGUUCACUGA
Eleginops maclovinus (Patagonian blennie) is the source of this 2745-nucleotide messenger RNA. RefSeq names its product protein NLRC3-like. The record is from RefSeq and is a predicted model, not a curated record. The coding region runs from base 292 to 2745 and encodes 817 amino acids. NCBI's taxonomy places the organism in Eukaryota, Metazoa, Chordata, Actinopteri, Perciformes, Eleginopidae. Gene Ontology annotation, biological process: intracellular signal transduction. The transcript has 6 exons.